GAGAGGAGCCACAGCUGCUGCGCGCGGGUCCCGAGCUGACGUUUUUAACGCUUUUAACAACAAGAGGAUUUUAUAAAAGUUCCUUCGUCUCAGCUGAAGAAUUCUUGCAGCUUCUGUAGAAAAUCCAUCUCACUGAUUCAGGCGGAGGUUUUAUCGCGGAUGCAUCGCGCGCCUCGGAGCUGGAGGAGGCUGUGCGCGCCUGAGUGUGUGUGUGUGUGUGGGAUUGAUUUAGUGAGUGUGUGAGUGUGUGAGUGUGUGUGCAGAGAGAGAGUGAGAGGUGGCGGAGGAUCAGCCGGAGUGGCCGUCCAGUCAGAAGGAUGCUGGAGGGCAAUGCCCGCAGAACGAGAGGAUGAGAUCUGUCGAAAGGCGCUGGAGCUGCUCUCAGACCUGUGCUCCAAGGGCGAGGUGCAGGACGACCACUGCCUGGACUUCACCUACUACUUCAGGGACCUGGCCAGACCCAGAUACACGGACUCAGAUGUGUCGGUGAGUCUGUUGUCUCUGCUCGUCACCACCUGUGGUCUGGCGCUCUUCAGCGUCUCCCUCUUUGUGUCAUGGAAGCUGUUCUGGGGACCGCUAAGUGGUCGUUUCCUCCCAGAUAUCCUCAAGGGGGCGCACUUCCUGGGAGGAGACCAGCAGCCCGUGCUCACGGAGGUGGACGGGGAGGAGAGGGAGUACAGCGAGGAAUGCUGUAUGAAGGAGUCUUCGGGGAUUCACUCGGCGGUGGUUGUCCCGGGGUCGGGCCUGAAGAUCAGCCACACAUCACCCGACAUCCCGCUGGAGACCCAGACCAAGGUGGAGAGAAACCAGGUCCACACUCUGGCGAGGGACAGGGUCCAGAGACAGAUAACUGAGCCUACCUCGUCUGUACGGCACAACUCCAUCCGUCGGCAGAUGAACUUGUCCAAUCCGGACUUCAACCCUGCUCAGUUCCAGCGCCAGGAGUCUCUGUCUGGUUUGGGCCGAAUCAAACCAGAACUCUACAAGCAGCGUUCGGUGGAUGCUGAAGACGGGCGUCGCCCCGGCGCCUGCGGGCUGAUCCAUUUCAUCCUGAAGUUUGACUUCGACCUGGAGCAGCUGAUCGUGAAGAUCCACAGGGCACAGGACCUUCCUGCCAAGGACUUCUCAGGGACCUCCGAUCCUUACGUCAAGAUCUACCUGCUGCCUGACCGCAAAACCAAGCACCAGACCAAGGUGCACCGCAAGACUCUCAACCCAGUGUUCGACGAGGUGUUUCUCUUUCCCGUGGCCUACACGGAGCUGCCGAGCCGGAAGCUGCAUUUCAGCGUUUACGACUUUGACAGGUUCUCACGCCACGAUUUGAUUGGCCAAGUGGUGGUGGACAACUUCCUGGAGCUUGCCGACUUUCCCCGGGAGACUAAACUGUGCCGAGACAUACAAUACGUAACCUCGACACACAGAAUGAAGAGCCACCAUCACAGACCGGAGACCAGCAGCAGCCUCGUCUUACCGUCAGCGGCCAAGCAGCUCUGCAUCAUCAGCAUCAGCACCGCGCCGACCAGCACAAAGCACCGGGCCGUCAUCCCCCCCAGCGCCCGGCUCCUGUGCGCGGUCCUCGGCGUGCGGACGACCAGCAUCCCCGCGUCCAGGAUCCAUGAGGAGGAGGAGGAACAGGAGGAGGAAGAGGAGCGGGGGUCUCCUUCCCCAGUUAGCCCUGCGACCCCGGGGCAGAGGAGCGCAUGUUGA
Molecule: messenger RNA, 1707 nt
Organism: Pleuronectes platessa (European plaice)
Lineage: Eukaryota; Metazoa; Chordata; Actinopteri; Pleuronectiformes; Pleuronectidae
Gene: syt9b
Product: synaptotagmin IXb
Exons: 5
Coding region: 331-1707 (458 amino acids)
Biological process (GO): cellular response to calcium ion; regulation of dopamine secretion; calcium-ion regulated exocytosis
Cellular component (GO): dense core granule; membrane
Molecular function (GO): calcium-dependent phospholipid binding; clathrin binding; phosphatidylserine binding
Source: RefSeq, a predicted model, not a curated record